Mesocricetus auratus (golden hamster) is the source of this 4745-nucleotide messenger RNA. RefSeq names its product alpha tocopherol transfer protein like (gene Ttpal). The transcript is spliced from 5 exons. Gene Ontology annotation, cellular component: membrane. Lineage: Eukaryota; Metazoa; Chordata; Mammalia; Rodentia; Cricetidae. The coding region runs from base 114 to 1145 and encodes 343 amino acids. The record is from RefSeq and is a predicted model, not a curated record. Gene Ontology annotation, molecular function: phosphatidylinositol bisphosphate binding.
UGCCGGGCGGGCCGGCCGGGGAGUGCGGGUCGGUACUGCGCGCGCUGCCAGCUGAGGCUCCUGCCGCCGUGACCCGCGCUCCGCCUGCCGCCGGGCUGGGACCCAGGUAGCUAAUGUCAGAAGAAAGUGAUUCUCAGAGAACCAGCCCCUCCGUGGCCUCACUCUCCGAAAAUGAGCUGCCGUUGCCUCCCCCUGAGCCGCCCCGCUAUGUGUGCUCACUGACAGAGGACCUGGUCACCAAAGCCAGAGAAGAGCUUCAGGAGAAGCCUGAAUGGAGACUCCGGGAUGUGCAGGCCCUUCGAGACAUGGUGCGCAAAGAGUACCCAUACCUGAGCACGUCGCUUGACGACGCCUUCCUGCUGCGCUUCCUGCGGGCUCGAAAGUUUGAUUACGACCGGGCCCUGCAGCUGCUAGUCAACUACCAUGGCUGCCGGCGAAGCUGGCCAGAGGUCUUCAGCAACCUAAGGCCCUCAGCCCUGAAAGACGUUCUUAACUCCGGAUUCCUCACAGUGCUGCCCCACACGGAUCCCAGGGGCUGCCACGUCCUCUGCAUCCGGCCAGACAGAUGGAUACCGAGCAACUACCCAAUCACUGAGAACAUUCGAGCCAUAUACUUGACAUUGGAAAAACUCAUUCAGUCCGAAGAGACCCAAGUGAACGGAAUUGUAAUUCUCGCAGACUACAAAGGCGUGAGCCUAUCAAAAGCAUCUCAUUUCGGCCCUUUUAUAGCCAAAAAGGUGAUUGGCAUCCUUCAGGAUGGCUUUCCCAUUCGGAUAAAAGCAGUCCACAUAGUGAAUGAACCUCGGAUAUUUAAAGGCAUUUUUGCCAUCAUAAAACCAUUUCUGAAGGAGAAAAUAGCAAACAGGUUUUUUCUCCACGGGUCUGACCUGAACUCUCUCCACACAAACCUUCCAAGGAAUAUUCUCCCCAAGGAGUAUGGGGGCACAGCUGGAGAGCUGGACACUGCCACCUGGAAUGCGGUACUGUUGGCCUCAGAGGAUGACUUUGUAAAAGAGUUCUGCCAGCCUGUGCCUGCCUGUGACAGUCUCCUGGACCAGCCACUGCUGUCUGAAGGACUGAUCUCAGAUGCGCAGUGUGAUGACUCCAUGCGAGCCAUGAAGUCCCAGCUCUACUCCUGCUAUUAGCACUCUUUCGGGAGAGUCACCAUGUAUAAUUCCUUCAUUCCUUAGAAAUACACAGGCUUAAGAUGCCAAUGCCUCAGUCUUGCUCCAUCUUUAUGCAUCGAUGGAGCUGCCUACAGAGAUUCAAGGGUGAGCCCAUAACAGGCAGACCUUUGACUACCUGGAUUAUUCCAGGGAAGAAAGACAAGGAAACAAACAGCCCUACUGAUUCUCAAAUGGUUUCGACUGCUAGUCUGGAUAAGCUGCCUGUAUCUGUUUCUUAUGCAUCUUGGUAGCAACCAGGGUCAGUCACCUGAAAUGGCUACGAGAAGACAACUGGAUUGAUCAUGACUCUGAAGCAAUCUGCCAAUCCUGAAAAGUGGCCACAUAUGAAACUGUUGAGAGUCUCUUUCCCAAUAACCCUAGGUGUUGGCUUCUGUUGCUCUCAGCAAAGUUCAAGGUUCAGGCCCCAUUUGUUAGCGCUGGGCCUGGAAAGCACUGUACACUGAGAAGUAGAAAUACCAGGGCCCAAGCAGUGCUUAAAGAUCAGAUUUGGAAGCCACGUGCUUCAGAGCAUCCCUGGGAUUCCAGGGUUGAAUCUCGCAAUAGAAACUUUUCCCAAACCCAUAAAGCCUUAGCUCUGUUCGUCAUGGGAUCAUGCAGGUCAACAUAAAAUCCUAGAUUCUUAGUACUGUGUGGCUACGGAGUCAGGUAUGUGACUGAACAAGACAGGGACCUCAGCUUUGUCAUCUCCAAGGUGAAGCUAUAUGGAAUGGGAACCUCUGGGGCUGCUGAAGUUGUUAGGAUUCCUGCUUGGAAAGAUGACUGCCUAGAGGUGGUUGGCUCUUGUUUUUGUUCUUUUGGUUUUUUUUUUUUUUUUUUUGGUGAUACAUACACAAGCCUUAUGUAAAGGAGUGUCACUAUUUGGCCAGGCCUUUGGUGGUAACCAACUGCCUUUGCAGAAUGAUGGGUAAAUUUGCAAGGGAUGGCUUUUGUGGGGCUGGCCAAAUCUUGUACAAACUCCUUCCACCUUGGAAACACUAGUAGUAGAAACAGUCACAGUAAUUUCCAGAUCUGGGCUUCUUCUAUUUUUGUGUCUGGAAACACACUGGGGCAGGUUAUUAUUGCUGGUUCACCUGGAGGCCCUGCCAAGUGUUUGUCUAUCGUGGAAUGACCAGUUGGCCAGAAUGGUAGUUUUGCAUUUAGGCACUUUAGAUAACAAGAUUUUAGCCUUAACCCCAGCAUUGAGUGAAGAAAUUUAUCUACUGGAUUUUGACCUGUUUCUUUGGUAUUCAUCGUGAAUUAUUUUGUUAAAUAGCAUAUGCUGUUGGUUGUGUAUUUACUGGACUAAGUAGGCAUUCCACACAGCUUACAGACAUGGCCUUGAGAUUCGAAGGUCAGUCGAUUGUUACUAAAUUUCCUAAAACAUCUGCAGAAGUUCCUAAUGGAAACUUAACAUAAAGAUGCCAAUUCUGGGGGACAUUCUUUUCACCAUAGAUGCUAAUCCUUGAUCUUCUAAGUCCUGACUGAGCUUAAGUGCCAAAACAUGCCCCUCUUGACUGCCCAGAGACCAUUUACUACUACCGAGUUUCUGCUAUUUGGUUUAGCUCCUGCCAGAUUUUCUGCCUAAAGAGAUGACCACCCACACACCUGAAUAGACCCGUGAUGGCUCUGAACCCAGCAACCUGGGUGAGAGAAUCUAUUAGAAGCUUAUUUAUGUCCUAAGGAGGGAGAGAGCACAAAGAAAAAAUAGACAAAGGGAAAGAUGAAUUCCUCAACCCUGCCAGGUUCUCUGGUCUAAAUCCUGUCACAUGACUAGCUUUGUCUUAGUUGUUUGCCAAGCCUUUCUGGUUAAGCCAAGGGGGAGCCAUUCCCAUCAAGCCUCUGAGAGCCUGGGACUGCUGUCCCCACAAGCUGUUGUGCUGCUUGCUGACUCUAAAAGGUCAGUCUUAGCAUAUCCAGUUUGAAGCAGGCUGUGAGACCAGGACCUCCUGGUGCAAAAUAAAGCAGCUCCUGUGCUGAGCAGCAGGUGAGCCGCAGAGCCUCAGCGGAAUGGGGAAACUCUGGUGGAGGCAGCAGGUGAGCAGCAGGGGUCCAGGAGAGCCUGAGUGGAGAGGAGCACACUGGUAGAGGCAGCGGGAGAGCAAGAACUCAGGAGCAUCUAACUUUAGGGAAAAUCUCUACCCGUUUCACAGACAGCAAAAUGAACUUUUCCUAAAACUCAAGGUUUUGGGUGGUGUUGGGAGGAAAAUUAGAUAGUGAAAUAGAAGUGGGUUCCAGCUUUAUCUUCCUACAUGGCCUUGAAUGUACCACUUGACACCCUUGAUCACUGGAAAGAGAGGCUUGUAUGCUGAACUCUGAAUCCUGUCCCUAAAUGGCUCUCUGGUCACAAGGACACUCUACUUGUUUUUUAAGAACAAGGUUAUUUAGGAAUGUAGGUCAAGCCAGGCGUUGGUGGCGCACGCCUUUAAUCCCAGCACUCGGGAGGCAGAGGCAGGCGGAUCUCUUUGAGUUCGAGGCCAGCCUGGUCUACAAGAGCGAGUUCUAGGACAGCCUCCAAAUGUAGAUCAAGUAAUUUGGUGCUGAAAUAUGCUAGUUUAGGAAUAUGAGAAUUUUCUUCUCUUGACCAAGUCCACUAUAGACUUCCACUAAGUUCAGUUCCCUGAAACCUAUUGUUCCAUUAUGGAGGGAUAAGAUAAAAAUCUACAGAAACAGCCAGAAGUGCUGGCUUCCGACCUUGGCUUUCUCUGGGCAUAGGAAAAUUCAGGCAUUCCCUCUGAGUAUCUGAGACAGCUUUAUUACCCAGCAGGCAGUUUAGGCAGAUGUCAUUUCAUCCUUCUGGUCAUUCAUGAAACUUGGCUCUUUCAUUUGGGCAGCAACAGCUACUGCUGUUGUGGCACCAUUACAAUACCUCAUCUUGAAAUCUCCUUUAGGAAGGAAAACAUUUUUAACUCAGUUGAUGCAAGUGUAGCUGUCCUAUGGUCAUUCAGGCUGGAACACCAAUGGGCUGCUCAGAACAGCCAGCUAUCUUGCUAAGGCUUCUCAGUAUUGCUGUCUGUUCACUUUGCAAAUUUCUUUCUGCUCUCCUGACUCAAAUGCUCAGCUUCAAACCAAGAAGCACCACCAAUACUUCUCCAUGGGAGCUUGCUCCACAGGAAGGCCCAGUAUAAUUUGGCUGGAGACGAUCACAAGUUUGCUGGUUUUCAAUUACCUGGGGUCCUGUGUGUUUUCAAUCUCAUUGGAGGCUUUUCCCAUCAGGCAGUUAAGUGGGGGCUACUUUGGGGUCUCCCAUAUGCUCCUCGCCUUCUUGGCAUGGUACACAGGAACCCAACAGGUAAAAUACUUGAAACUUUUCAGUGGCCAAGACCUCAGACACCCUUCUGAUGGGCGGAAAUGGGGCUGUUUUCCUGAGCAGUCUAGGCCACUGUUUUAGCCCUGGUCACGUUCCUUACUUCAAACUGAAAUUCAGUUUGACUUGAGUAUAGGCACAUAUGGUGGAUUCAUCUACUUCAGUGUUUGUUUUGACCAAAGUUUAUUUUUCUAGUGCAUUUUUCUAAGUGGUGAAAUAUGUAAUUUUAGUAUGCAUGACUGAAUCUCCAACAAUAAAAAUCUCUGUAAGGCUGA